This is a messenger RNA of Empidonax traillii (willow flycatcher), 2327 nucleotides long. RefSeq names its product coagulation factor XI-like. Gene Ontology annotation, cellular component: extracellular region. The coding region runs from base 243 to 2138 and encodes 631 amino acids. The transcript has 15 exons. NCBI's taxonomy places the organism in Eukaryota, Metazoa, Chordata, Aves, Passeriformes, Tyrannidae. The record is from RefSeq and is a predicted model, not a curated record. Gene Ontology annotation, biological process: proteolysis. Gene Ontology annotation, molecular function: serine-type endopeptidase activity; protein binding.
AGGCAGAUGCUCAGCUGGUGUAAAAUCUGGACAUUUAUUUCAGAGCAGUGUGGAUGACAGAUGUUCUGAAAAUGGGUCCUAAGGUCAGUAACUAUCAACAGAAAGAGUACCCGUUCAAAGUAAAUAUUAGAGAUAAGUUAGCAUUGCAGGCACAGUAAUAUUUAACACAAAGUGUGGACUUUUUUUUUUUUUUUUUUUUUUUAGUAGAGCAUAAACCUUACUGAUGCAUCCAGACCUACUGUAUGUUCAGGAUGAUUUGGAUUUAUUGGACCUUUAAUUUCAUUUUCUUACUUGCUUCUGUUUACAGUGAAUGUGUGAUUCAGAUCUAUGAAAAUACAUACUUCCAAGGAGGAGACCUCACUACGUUUUUUACACCGAGUGCCAAUUACUGCCAAGUAGUGUGUACUUACCAUCCUACCUGUCUGUUCUUCACCUAUUUGCCAGCAACAUGGACUAAAGAUCCCGAAAAAAGGUUCUCCUGCUAUUUAAAAGACAGUGAUACAGAAAUGCUGCCAAAAGUGGAAAUGGAAGGAGCUAUCUCUGGACAUUCCUUAAAACAGUGUAACAUCCAAAUUACUGCUUGCAGCCCAGAUGUCCAUGUAGGACUGGAUAUGGAAGGGAAUAUUUAUGAUAUUGCUACGGCUGACAGCUAUCAAGAGUGUCAAAAAAGAUGUACCAAUGACAAGCAUUGCCAUUUUUUUACAUAUGCCUCUGAAACAUUUCACGAUGCAAAGUUUUGUAAAAAAUGCUUCUUGAAACAUACCAGUGUAGGAACUCCAACCAACAUAAAGGUGCUUGAUGAGGUUGUGUCUGGAUUCUCUUUGAAGCCAUGCCAGCUUUCUGAAUUAGAUUGUCAAAUGGACAUUUUUGAUGAUCAAGAGUUUUCAGGAACUAAUAUUACAAGUUUUUUCACUCCUGAUAUUUCUGUCUGCCAAACUAUUUGCACGUAUUUUCCAAAGUGCUUGUUCUUUACAUUCUUUACCAGGAAAUGGGAAAUAGAAUCCCAAAGAAAUCUUUGCCUUCUGAAGACAUCAACAAGCGGGAUACCAGAGGCACUUAUAUCACGAGAAAAUGCUGUAUCAGGCUUUGGUCUCCUAAACUGCAGAAGAUCUUUUCCUGCCUGCAAUUCUCGCACUUACACGCAUAUGGAUUUUUUGGGAGAUGAACUUAAUGUCACUUAUACUAAAGGACACAGAGCCUGUCAGCAAGUUUGCACAGACGUGAUCCGCUGCCAAUUUUUUACGUACUUUCCCCUCCAAGAUUCAUGCAAUGAGGAAAGAAAGUGUGAGUGUCACCUAAGAAUGUCCUCAAAUGGAUCUCCGGUGAAAAUAGUGCAUGGGCCAGGAAGGAUCUCUGGAUACUCACUGAGAUUAUGUAAAAAAAAAGCCAGUACUGUGUGUAUGCAGCAUUCUGCAAGAACUAUUCGGAUCGUUGGAGGAACAGACUCUUCCCCUGGGGAAUGGCCAUGGCAGGUCAGCUUGCAUGUGAAGUUGUCUCGUCAGAGACACCUGUGCGGGGGCUCUAUCAUCAGCAACCGGUGGAUUCUCACAGCUGCUCACUGUGUCACGAGUCUUGCGAAUCCCAACAUUUGGCGUGUUUAUGCUGGUAUUUUAAAACAAUCAGAAAUAAAUGAGGAUACACCUUUCUUCAGAGUGGAAGAGAUUAUUGUUCACCCUCAGUAUAAAUAUGCACAGACGGGAUAUGACAUUGCCUUAAUGAAACUUGCUAAGCCUAUGAAUUUUACUGAUCUUCAACUACCUAUUUGCCUGCCAUCAAAAGAGGACACUAACAUAUUUUAUACUGACUGUUGGGUAACUGGAUGGGGUUACAGAAAAGAAAAAGGUCGAGUACAAGAUAUUCUCCAGAAGGCUCCCAUUCCCCUCAUGUCAACAGAGGAAUGCCAGGCAAGGUACCGGAAGCGCAGAAUAGGUGACAAAGUCAUCUGUGCUGGCUACGAUGAAGGUGGAAGGGAUGCUUGUAAGGGAGAUUCGGGAGGGCCACUGGCAUGCAGGCAUGAGGAAGUGUGGUAUCUGGUGGGCAUCACCAGCUGGGGCGAAGGGUGUGCUCGCCCCAGGCAGCCGGGAGUCUACACCAAAGUUGCUGAGUAUUCAGACUGGAUUCUAGAAAAAACUUCAUAGCAUGAGCAUUACUGACUCACUCCAAGUGAUGUUGUAGAAUAACAAUCCUAAGAGGAAUGUGAUGAAGCAUAUUAGUGUUUUUUAAAUGGUGUUUCUCGUUAGCCUGGAGUGUAAAAGUCUUGAUUUGAAAAGCAGAAAAGCACCAAUGAAUGAAUUUUCCUAUUACUAAAUAAAAAGCACUAAUAAAAA